GAGUGUGUGCUCCCUCCAGCCUCUAGCCGCCACUCUAGCGUCAGGGAGAGAAGAAAGCCUGUUGUUUCUUGCGCCGCGGUUUGACGGUGUCGAAGAGAGAUUUCGAUUAGCGUCGCUGGCGAACGAGUGACUCUCUCACAUUAUUGUCACGCGUUCGACCAAAGUAUCACGACGUGCCUUCGAAGCCGACGUACGCAACGAAACGGAACGAACUCGUCGUACGUCGAAUCCGUUUCCUAACCUCUCUAUCGACCUCGCCGCGGAGUGACGACCGUACGAGCAGCGUUCUGUUUACCGAGGCUUUGUUGAGAAGAAAGGAAGUUCUUUUUUCCAGAGUAGUGUAUUGGCGAUUUUAUCUAUCGUCAUUAACUGCAUCACCAUGACAGGUGGAAACACCACUGAAAAGUCGGCUAAUAAUCCGCUGGAGCAGUUCGUGCUACUUGCGAAAACUGCGAAGGGCGCCGCCGCCAUAGAGCUCAUAAGGCAGGCCGUUGAAACGCCUGGGGUGCAUGUCUUUGGCGAAUUACUGGACAUGCCAAACAUCAAGGAGUUGGAGAACGGACCUUACGUCCAGUAUUGGAACACCCUGAAUCUGUUUGCGUACGGCACCUACAAAGAUUAUCUGGAAAAUAAGGAGAAAGUGUUGGAGUUGACGCCUACGCAGAAAAAGAAACUACAGCACCUCACAAUUGUCACUUUAGCCACGAAAAACAAAUGUAUACCCUACUCGGUGUUACUGGAGGAGCUGGACAUAAAGAAUGUCAGAGACCUGGAGGACUUGAUUAUCGAGGCGAUAUACGCCGACAUAAUUCAUGGGAAGUUGGAUCAGAAAAAUUCACAGUUGGAGGUCGAUUACGCCGGUUUGGGACGGGACGUCCGGCCGGGUGAUACCGGCGUGGUAGCCGAGACGUUAGCCGCCUGGGGCGAAGCGUGCGAUACGGUUCUGUCGUGUAUCGAGGAGCAAAUAUCUAGAGCUAAUGUCGAGAAACAAAAAGCUACUUAUCACAAGGAGAGAAUACAAAGAGACAUAUCUAAUAUAAAGAAAUCCCUGGCGACUCAAGCAGGAGGCGGUGGCAUUCAAGAGGCUGAUAUGGCUGGUGGUAGUUCUGGGGCGGGUGGAAGCGAAGCGAGUAGAGAAGCCAUGCCGGUACUGUCAGAAAAGAAGAAGUUACAGAAAGUCAAAUGUAUCAAAGUCGGUGAUUAUGAAAUGAAUGAUGAAUGAAAAGAUUAUGAGUGAGAAAGGGUAAUAUUGAAACGAAUUUAUUAAUUAUAUAUACAUAUACAUAGUAUAAUCCAAAUGCCGAUUCGAGAAUCCUUUAUGUAUUUGAAAUAUUGAGUUUGCAUAGACUUUUGGAGCAAAGGGAAAUAAUAUUUUAUACAACGUGUUCUAAGUAUAUAGCAUCGAAUUGUACACAUUAAAUAUGUGAGAGUACUCGAUUUUGUGACAUUUAUGGACUCGAUGUUAUAAUAACGAAUAAACUCAAAAGUACAUUUUCUUAUUAAAAUACAUUUGUAAGAUUAAUUUAUUGACGCACGCACACACACACAUACCUACACCCACACCCAUACACACAUCGGUAUAAGAAACUUGAAAAAACCUGACAUUGGAGUAUGAAUUUCCACUUUAAUAACUACAAAUAUUUAGCGGAGAGUGUAGAAAGAGCGAUAGCUUUCAUACUACUUUUACUGUGAUCAUUUAAAAUAUCACGACUAGUAUUUGCUGUACAAGCCAUUUCUCAGUACUGUUAGCAUAAAAUUUAGCGUUCAUUCACGGAAUUGUUUAUUUAUUUACAUUGAGAACACAAAGUAAUAAUAUGUACGAGGUAUACACGUAACGAGAGAUAUAUGUGAUGAUUGUCUUUACAUCGAGCAUUUGAAAAAAAAACAUGAAUCUUUCCUUUGUGACAAAGAUAAUUUUGUAGGUAAGCUUGAAUAUUCUUGUAAUAUACCUGUUAAUUUUUUUAGACCAAAGACCAUCAUGUUUUGUGUUUGUAGGGCGUGAAGAAUUUAAUUAGGAUUUGACGAUUCUCUAGAUGAAUUUGAUAAAUAAUGCAACGUGUAUUGCAUAUUUAUCAAUGCAUACGUGCCUACCCAUUGCCAGUUAUCACAUAAAACGGUAUGCCCAUUGCGACGAGUUGGCUUACGUGUACUUCCAACGGUAGUACCGUUCGUACUGUUUGCGUUCAGACUUUACAGAUUCUCGUUUCGUAAGGGUUUGUAGUCGCUAAACAUUUACUGACGGAACAAUGCGUAACUAGUCGGAGAGAUCGUUUUUGAAGAAACUUGUAUAUUCAAAAAAUUGUAAAGGUAUGCCACUGAUGUAGCUUAGCAAAAAAAAAAUGUCAGUUCGUUAAAGCGUUGUAAUGCUAUUCGAAUAAAAAGAUAAUAUAUUUUA
Messenger RNA from Vollenhovia emeryi, 2395 nucleotides. It is a transcript of the gene CSN7, whose product is annotated as COP9 signalosome complex subunit 7. The coding region runs from base 380 to 1222 and encodes 280 amino acids. The record is from RefSeq and is a predicted model, not a curated record. The transcript is spliced from 4 exons. Gene Ontology annotation, cellular component: COP9 signalosome. Lineage: Eukaryota; Metazoa; Arthropoda; Insecta; Hymenoptera; Formicidae. Gene Ontology annotation, biological process: COP9 signalosome assembly.